GUGGGAGGGGACAGGUUGAGGGGUGGUCUCUGAGGAGGAGCCUGGCUGGACUGUAUUGUUCGGCGCCCGGCAGUCCAGAGCGCACAGAGCGGGGCUAGGAGGGUGCGCAGUUCCCCGGGCCCCCCGAGUCCCCGACGCCCGGCGAGGAGAUCUGGGUUUUCCAGCGCGCCCCGCGAGACGCCUCUGCUCAAGAACCCGGCGCCGGGGCCCCGCGAUGGCCGCGGGCCGCAGCCUCAGGGAGCUGCUGCCGCGUGGGUGCCGGGGCGCCCCUCCCUAGCGGGGCGCAGCCUGCGCCCGGUCCCCGCCCGACCAGCGGAAUGGGGGGCGGAGGGUCUGCCCUGAGGGUCUGCGCGGACCACCGCGGGGGCAUCAACUGGCUCAGCCUGAGCCCCGACGGGCAGCGCCUGCUGACGGGCAGCGAGGACGGCACCGCCCGGCUCUGGAGCACCGCGGACGGCCAGUGCUGCGCCCUCCUGCAAGGACAUGAAAGCUACGUGACCUUCUGCCAGCUGGAGGACGAAGCUGCCUUCACGUGCAGCGCUGACUGCACCAUCCGGAAGUGGGAUGUGCUGACCGGGCAGUGUCUGCAGGUGUUCCGGGGACACACAUCCAUUGUGAACAGGAUCCUGGUCACCAACAACCAGCUCUUCAGCAGUUCCUAUGACCGCACAGCUCGCGCCUGGAGUGUAGACAAAGGGCAGGUGUCGCGAGAGUUCCGGGGCCACCGCAACUGUGUGCUGACUCUAGCCUACUCUGCCCCCUGGGACCUGCCUGGGGCUCCCUGCGUGGAGGAGGCCGUGGCUGGGGGGCUUCUGGUGACGGGAAGCACAGACGGCACAGCCAAGGUGUGGCAGGUGGCCAGUGGCUGCUGCCACCAGACGCUGCGGGGCCACACGGGCGCCGUGCUCUGCCUGGUGUUGGACACACCUGGCCACACGGCCUUCACCGGCAGCACCGACGCCACCAUCCGCGCCUGGGACAUCCUGAGUGGGGAGCCGCUGCGCGUGUUCCGGGAGCACCAGGGCUCCAUCAUCUGUCUGGAGCUGGUGAACCGGCACGUGUACUCGGGCAGCGCCGACAGGACGGUCAAGUGCUGGCUGGCGGACACGGGCGAGCGCGUGCGCACGUUCGCCGCCCACAGACACAGCGUGAGCGCCCUCAAGUACCACGCGGGCACCUUGUUCACAGGCAGCGGGGACGCCCGCGCGCGCGCCUUCGACGCCCAGUCUGGAGCGCUGCGGAGGGUGUUCCGCGGCCACGCCUUCAUCAUCAACUGCAUCCAGGUGCACGGCCAGGUGCUCUACACCGCCUCGCACGACGGCGCGCUGCGCCUCUGGGACGUGCGGGGGCUGCCGCCGCCGCGCCGCGCCGCCCCCAAGCGCAGCCUCUCGCGCCUCUUCAGCAACAAGGUGGGCUGCGCCGCCGCAGCGCCCCUGCAGCCGGCCUGAGGCCCCCGGAUCCGCCGAGGGAGCGCGGCCCGGCUUCCCGAGAGCCCCCAGCGGGCGAAGGCGACACGUGGGGCCUUGCCUCCGCCUCGGAGGACCUCCGAAGCCGUCUCCCGUGGGGAGACUGUGCUUGGCCCGGACCGCGUCCCCAACC
Phacochoerus africanus (Common warthog) is the source of this 1599-nucleotide messenger RNA. It is a transcript of the gene WDR86, whose product is annotated as WD repeat domain 86. The transcript is spliced from 7 exons. Lineage: Eukaryota; Metazoa; Chordata; Mammalia; Artiodactyla; Suidae. The coding region runs from base 318 to 1448 and encodes 376 amino acids. The record is from RefSeq and is a predicted model, not a curated record. Gene Ontology annotation, molecular function: protein binding.